AUGCCAGUUAAAUCUAAAGAAAAUCUUCCAUGGGUGGAAAAAUAUCGUCCUGAUAGCCUUGAAGAAGUGAAAGGUCAACAAGAAAUUGUUGAUACUGUUCGUAAAUUUGUUGAAACGGGGAAAUUACCACAUUUAUUAUUUUAUGGUCCACCAGGAACUGGUAAAACAUCCACCAUUAUUGCUUUAGCCAAAGAAAUUUAUGGUGCCACCAAUUAUAAAAAUAUGAUUUUAGAAUUAAACGCAUCCGAUGAUCGUGGUAUUGAUGUUGUUCGUAAUCAAAUUAAAAAUUUUGCUAGUACUCGACAAAUCUUCACCAAAAACACUAGCCAAACUGCAUCAAAUAAUCAAUUUAAAUUAAUCAUAUUGGAUGAAGCUGAUGCUAUGACUAAUGUAGCUCAAAAUUCAUUACGUCGAGUCAUUGAAAAAUUCACCAAAAAUUGUCGAUUUUGUAUUUUAGCCAAUUAUUCUCAUAAAUUGAAUCCAGCGUUGAUUUCUAGAUGUACUCGAUUUAGAUUCACUCCUAUUGAUAUUUCCGCCAUUAAAGAUCGAUUAAAUACUGUGAUUAUUAAAGAAAAUGUUAAUAUUUCUCCAGAGGCCAUUGAUGCAUUAUUGAAAUUAUCAAAUGGUGAUAUGAGAAGAGCAUUAAAUGUUUUACAAUCAUGUAAAGCUGCCUUAGGUGAUGAAGAAAAAGAAGAAGAUGGACAUGCCAAUGAUGAGAUUGAUGUGGAUAUGAUUUAUGAUUGUGUUGGUGCACCACAUCCUCAAGAUGUUGAAACUUGUUUAGAUUCAAUAUUAAAAGAUGAUUGGACUACCGCUUAUCUAACAUUAAAUAAAUAUAAAACUAUUAAAGGAUUAGCGUUAAUUGAUUUAAUUACGGGGUUUAUUGAAAUUUUGAAUAAUUAUAAAUUGAAACCGAAAACAAGAUUAGAAAUUUUGAAAGGUUUAAGUGAUAUAGAAUAUGGUAUUUCAAAAGGUGGUAAUGAUAAAAUCCAAACUAGUGCUAUAAUUGGUGUCAUAAAAGAUGCUAUGGAAUUUGAAGCAUAG
Candida albicans SC5314 is the source of this 1044-nucleotide messenger RNA. RefSeq names its product replication factor C subunit 3 (gene RFC3). The transcript has 2 exons. Bases 1 to 1044 code for a protein of 347 amino acids. Gene Ontology annotation, molecular function: ATP binding; ATP hydrolysis activity; DNA clamp loader activity. NCBI's taxonomy places the organism in Eukaryota, Fungi, Ascomycota, Pichiomycetes, Serinales, Debaryomycetaceae. Gene Ontology annotation, cellular component: nucleus; Elg1 RFC-like complex; Rad17 RFC-like complex. The record is from RefSeq and is a predicted model, not a curated record. Gene Ontology annotation, biological process: DNA repair; DNA-templated DNA replication.